Molecule: messenger RNA, 828 nt
Organism: Lachancea lanzarotensis
Lineage: Eukaryota; Fungi; Ascomycota; Saccharomycetes; Saccharomycetales; Saccharomycetaceae
Gene: PEX2
Product: LALA0S11e02960g1_1
Exons: 1
Coding region: 1-828 (275 amino acids)
Biological process (GO): protein import into peroxisome matrix
Cellular component (GO): peroxisomal membrane
Molecular function (GO): zinc ion binding
Source: RefSeq, a predicted model, not a curated record
AUGAUCGUCACAAAAUUCGACUCCCAAAAUUUAGACAACGAACUUCACAACACCUUAUGGUCCAUGGUCCAAAAACAUUCCCCUAUAGCACAUUCAUUGAAUUUUAAAAAAGCUCUUUUCGAUACCUUAAUUUUCUAUUUCUCCACAUCAACACAACCAGGAAGCCAUACAUCCACAUACGGUUCUUCAUUGACAGGGAUCGAUUUCGAAACCACAAAAUCUCGCCUAUUCUUGGCAAACAUUAUUAUACCAUAUUUGCUGCGUGAAAUACACACGAAAUUACUUUCCUACUCAACAAGCUCAAAAUCGAUUGCAACACUUUUAGAAGCAUUAACAGAAGUAUGGUCGUUUCAAACUUUUCUUCAAUUUUUAGCCACAAACAAAGGUUAUUUGUCCCUAACACACAAGAUACUACGUAUAAAACCAUCAUUGGAGACAGUAUCCAGUUUUUACGCCUCCUCCAUCACGUCGAACAUCAACUUCCAAAGCACCCAAUUACUAUACAAUGCCGCUUUACAGUUCUUGACUAACCAGCUCCUACGAUCAACGCUUCUUACGAGAUUCCUAAAAAGAACUUCACAAAUCCCACACAAGAAACAAGGCGCAAAAGCCGUUUGUCCAAAUUGUGGUAAUUCCCCAGUAAUACCCUACACUUCGACAUGUUGCUCCACACCUUAUUGCUACAUCUGUAUGCUCAAAGCCAUAAAAGCGAACGAAUGCCCAAAUUGUUACUCACAAAAUAUACAGGGCGUUCCAUUUUACGCAAAACACAGAAGCUACCAAAGAUGUUCCGAAAAUAUAAAUUUUGAACUGAAAACAGCGGCGUGA